UCUGAUUAGUUGGCACCGCGAACUGAGCAGCAACGCAUCGUUUUUUCGUCCACACAUACAGAUAGAAGCAAAAUGGCAGGAGUAAGGCAAGAGGAUAUCGAGGAGUUGUACAACUUCAUCUAUCCCCUGGCCAUUGAGGCGGGCGAGAUCCUCAUGGAGGGCUACGAAUUGGCCAGUAAAAACGUCUCCAUCAAGGGCGAUUUUUACGACGUGGUCACCGACUACGACAACAAGAUCGAAGACUUUCUCAUGGAGAAGAUACUGGCCAGCUAUCCGGAGCACAAGUUCAUAGGCGAAGAGGCGACGGCCAAGAACAACAACGUGUCCGGGGAACUGACGGAUGCGCCCACCUGGAUCAUCGAUCCCAUUGACGGCACCUCGAAUUUCAUUAAGCAGAUCCCGCACGUCUGUGUUUCGAUUGGUUUGGCCAUCAACAAACAGAUCGUGGUGGGUGUGAUCAAUAAUCCUGUCCAGAAAAAGCUCUUCACGACGAAACUGGGUCAAGGGGCCUUCUGCAAUGGCAAGCCCAUCCAUGUGAGCAGCUGUGAGAGCGUCAAGGAUGCUAAUGUGGCCUACGAAGUGUCCCUGCUGCAUGUUCACUCGGUGGCCAACAAGCACAUCAAAAGGAUCUACCAUGUGGGACUAAAUGCCAGACGACUUGUGGCCUACUCCUGCGUGGUGGAUGAGCUGUGCAUGGUGGCGGCUGGCAAUCUGGAUGCCUUUUACAUCGAGGACAUGUAUCCCUGGGAUUGUGCCGCCGGAUCCCUACUGAUAAAAGAGGCGGGAGGCGUGGUAACGCAUCCCUUUGGCGGCCCAUUCGACAUAAUGAAGCCGGAUCUCGUCUGCGCGGGAACAGAGAAGUUGCGCAAAGAGAUCGAAGACCUUUUGCGCAAGGCAGAUAAGGAGGAGUCGGUGGGGGGCAAGCCAGUGCAGAAGUAAUUUAAAAAAGACACACACAAAAACUGUUGGCGAAAACGAUCCAAAUUAAAAAGCUUGAGGUCAGCUGCACUGUCACUUGGCGUUGGAAGCUCUGCUCAUGGAGAGCUUUUAGAUAUCUUUCAGCUUUGAUCGCCGGCAGCUGGUAGAUACCAAUCAAAAGAAAUGGCGGGAAAGUAAACCACUCUCCGUCUAGACUUUAAAAAACAUAAUGUUAUAAACAACCAUUUCGUUAUCAUCAUUUUUAAACCUUAAUCUGCCAAAUAAAUCUCUAUAAGGAUGACAAAAAAAUGUGAUUUACAAUUCUGUGCAAAGAUGCUUAAAUGUU
Messenger RNA from Drosophila gunungcola (fruit fly), 1264 nucleotides. RefSeq lists its product as uncharacterized. Lineage: Eukaryota; Metazoa; Arthropoda; Insecta; Diptera; Drosophilidae. Gene Ontology annotation, molecular function: inositol monophosphate 1-phosphatase activity. Bases 73 to 939 code for a protein of 288 amino acids. Gene Ontology annotation, biological process: signal transduction; phosphatidylinositol phosphate biosynthetic process; inositol metabolic process. The transcript has 2 exons. The record is from RefSeq and is a predicted model, not a curated record.